CACUAACCUACGUGAGAGUAGGAGGCAACUACAGAUGUAUAGCGACAGUUAGUUCAUCAGUUCUUUCCUGAGAACAUUUUACUAUUCAGUUUAACUCUGCAUCUGAUGGAAAAGUUGGCAUAGAGACAGAGAGAGAGAGAGAGAGAGAAGAGAGAGAUACGUUCAGUUAACGCACUGUGACUGCAUUCUUAAACCGUUUCAUCUAGUUUGGGUAAAAAGUCAGAACCAAAGCUAUGAUACAGAUAAAGUAAGUACAAUUUUUAAAUUCAAUUAAAAAGUGCCGGAUUAAUGAAACAAAUGCGCUGAAGUUAUGGCUGCGCUAAGGCGUAAAUUUGGAGAAGACUAUCAAGUGGUGAACACGAACAGAGGCGCGACUUUCUCCAGCGCGCCGGUGAAGAAGAAACGCCAGCGCUUUGUGGAGAAGAACGGACGCUGCAACGUCCAGCACGGGAAUCUCGGCGGAGAGACCAGUCGUUAUUUAUCGGACCUGUUUACCACGCUGGUGGACUUGAAGUGGCGCUGGAACCUUCUCAUUUUUAUCCUCACAUACACCAUCGCCUGGCUUGUUAUGGCCUCAAUGUGGUGGAUCAUUGCAUAUAUAAGAGGGGACAUAAAUCAUGACCACGACGCUUCCUACACUCCUUGUGUCGCCAAUGUUUACAACUUCCCAUCAGCUUUCCUCUUUUUCAUUGAAACCGAGGCGACCAUUGGUUAUGGGUACCGCUAUAUAACUGAGAAGUGCCCUGAGGGCAUUAUUCUGUUCCUGUUCCAGUCUCUGCUGGGUUCUAUAGUGGACGCGUUCCUCAUCGGCUGUAUGUUCAUUAAGAUGUCGCAGCCGAAGAAGCGCGCAGAGACGCUAAUGUUCAGUCAGGACGCGGUGAUCUCACAGCGCGACGGAAAACUCUGCUUAAUGUUCCGCGUGGGCAAUCUGAGGAACAGCCAUAUGGUGUCCGCGCAAAUUAGGUGUAAACUCAUAAAGUCUCGUCAAACCCCGGAGGGCGAGUUCCUGCCUUUGGACCAGUGUGAACUGGACGUGGGGUUUGGAACGGGUGCUGACCAACUCUUCCUGGUCUCUCCUCUUACCAUCUGCCACGAGAUCAAUCCCAAGAGCCCUUUCUUCGACCUGUCCCAGCGCUCUCUCAUGAAUGAGCAGUUUGAGAUUGUCGUCAUCUUGGAGGGCAUUGUGGAGACAACAGGUAUGACAUGUCAGGCUCGUACCUCGUAUACAGAAGAUGAAGUAUUGUGGGGUCACCGUUUUCUGCCUGUCAUGUCUCUGGAAGAGGGCUUUUUUCGGGUGGACUAUUCACAGUUCCACAGCAACUUUGAGGUGCCCACGCCACCCUACAGCGUGAAAGAAUAUGAGGAGAAAUCUUCACUGUCCUCAUCCCUUCUCACUCCAUACCGUGAGCGAAUGUACUCUGUGGACUGCCUGGUAGCAGGUGACGAAGUGGCUGGUCCAGGAAGUGGUAGCACUUCUUGCAAACUGCCAAAUAAACGCCAGAAAAUGAGCUCAUCUGGCAGGGAGGAUCUGCAGAGGAAGGUGUUGCGUCUGAGCUCACAGCAAUCGGAAAAAGCUUCAAGCACAGGGGACCUUCCUCUUAAACUGCAGCGUCUUGGAUCCUGUCCUGGCCAGAGUGAUGGGGAGGCACGUUUCCACCUCAAAUCCCUAAAGGUGGAAUUCCAGACCAUGGCCAUGUCCACUGGAGACCUCCACCAUAGGAGUCUGCCCCCCACCCCUGCACCUAUCCCCACACAUGCCCCUCCACACACAAAUAUGUCCUCCAGUAGUGGCCGGCCAGAGGAUAACCUGCCUGCCAAAUUACGGAGGAUGAAUGCAGAUCGCUAACAUGAAAGUGCAUUUGGAACUUUCUCCUAAUCUGAGACCAGUUUUUUAGUUACUAUACAAUGGUCAAUAUGGGCAUGGACAACUGCUCCGAGGUAAGGAGCAAACAAUGUUUUGUAAGGAACUGAAUGAGGGCUCUUGGUAAGAAGCUUUCCUGACUGCACUUAAUAGAAAUAGUAAGAGUUAAAUAACUAUUAGAAAGCAUGAGAGAUUGAAUUUUAGUUUUUGUCUGUUUUUGUUUCUUCGAAAAAGCACAAAACUCCAACUGAUAGUAUUGUGAUUUUUUUCUUUAGCUGUUUACUGGUGACUAAGGUCAUCCAGUGUGUCUUAUUCACACACUUAGAAAUGUCACAAAUUCACUCUACGAUUACAAUAUGUGCAUGCCUACUUCUCUAGUGUAUACACAACAAUCUUUUAAUCAUAGUUAAAAUAAUUAAAUUGUA
Messenger RNA from Xyrauchen texanus (razorback sucker), 2286 nucleotides. RefSeq names its product G protein-activated inward rectifier potassium channel 1-like. NCBI's taxonomy places the organism in Eukaryota, Metazoa, Chordata, Actinopteri, Cypriniformes, Catostomidae. Gene Ontology annotation, biological process: potassium ion import across plasma membrane; regulation of monoatomic ion transmembrane transport. The record is from RefSeq and is a predicted model, not a curated record. Gene Ontology annotation, cellular component: plasma membrane. Bases 311 to 1846 code for a protein of 511 amino acids. Gene Ontology annotation, molecular function: G-protein activated inward rectifier potassium channel activity. The transcript has 3 exons.